UCCACACACGCACUACUUCCACGCGUUUUUGUUCCUGGUCUCGCAGUCUCGACUUGGAUCGACAGCCGCGGUCAUGUUCGGUCGCUUCACGCCACUCUGAGGGGAAGUUUGCGCUGCGUCGACACACGGGGAGCACUUUUCUUUUCGCGCGGAUCGGCGCUUGGCUGAAUUUUGGGGGCAGGAAUGGUUUCGAGGAGCGCGCCGCGUCCUGCUCCUGUGUGCGGGAAGGAAGAAGUUCACACCGCCGCGGCUCUGUCGGUGCUUUACACUUUGACUGGCUUUUAAUAGAAGAGAGAGAGAGAGAGAGAGAACCAAAAGGGAGACGAUGAGCAACCACAAGGGCGGCGGGAUGGAAUCGAAAGAGAGGCUGAACGAGCUGUGGAUGUUGUACAACACGAAGAAAGACGUGGGCUACCUGCAGCAGUGGCUCGAGGCUUUUGUGGUGUCCUUCGAGAGGCUCAUUGAUGUGCAGUCACUGGAGCCUCAGAGGCUGGAGGAGUGCAGCUCUGAGGUGCCCCUGCUCCCCCGGGAGGUCCUGGUGUUCCUCAGCACCCAGCUUUGGCACAGCGUCCUGCACCUCUCCAGCGCCACCGAUCAAAACAGCAGCGCCCCACACCCACUGCUCCUCAUCAAGUUCUUCGUCAUUGUCUGCAGGAAUAUAGAGAACAUCGACCAAGAGAAGACCCCCGGCUUUGUUUUUGAAACUAUCCGGCUUUUAAAUUUCUGCUUGGACCAGCUAAAACAUGGACAAGGCGAGCAGUCUUCUCUGCAGCUGGUUGUGCAGCAUGGCCUGGUGCUUUGUGAGAGUCUGUUUGACCCUUAUCAGACGUGGAGGAGACGCCUAGCAGGGGAGGAGGUGAGCUUGCUGGAGAGGAACAAAUAUAAGUUCUCCCCGCUGGCCUUGCCAGAGGAGCUGCCUGCUCUCUUCCAUGAAAGUCUACAGGAAAGCGAGCAGAUCCCAGAGAUCCUCAUGCUCAAACUGGUCCAUCUCCAGGGAGCGGUCAUCAGCGGAGGAAAGAAGAAUGGCCUUCUCUCCAUCACCUCUCACUCAGUUGAGGACCUGCUCUCCGUUUUGCGUGCAUGGUGCUGCCGGGCCUCCUCUGAACCCAAGGACACGGGGCUCCCGCGGAUGACCUUGCAGUGCCUGACGGCGAUGAUCCACCUGCUGCACUCCAGCAGCCCUGCGGAGCGGCAGGUGGAGAUCAGGACGAUACUGGAGGGCUACUUCCAGCUCCUCAACUGGAACCGUCCUCUCAGCAGCGAGCAGCAAGACCGACAGAGCUGGGAAGACAGUCAGAUCUCGCUCCAGAGCCAAAUGCUAACUGCUGUUCCUGAGAUCCUGGAGUGCCCUGACAGACCAGUCCUGCAGGCUGUCUUCCUGAAAAACAACUGCUUCGAACACAUCCUCAGGCUAAUUCAAAACAGCAAGCUCUUUCAGAGCAACAGGCCUAUGCCGGAGCCUGACGGUGUGUGCGACCUCGCCACACAGUUGCUCACAGAGGUCGAAGUGGACCAGGUUUGGGAGAAAGGAUCAGACAGUAUUACGGUUCAUGCCUUAGGAGUCCUCACUUCUAUCAUGAGUAACUCGCCCUCUGCAAAGGAGGUUUUUAAGGAGAGGAUCGGUUACUCCCAGCUGUUUGAUGUGCUGAAGAGUCAAGGUCAACCCACCAAAAGGCUGCUGCAGGAGCUGAUGAACAUGGCAGUGGAGGGCGAGCACGUGCACGCUCAUCACCUCGGCAUUAGUAACGACCAGCCCUUGCUGCUGCUCCUGCAGUGGCUGCCUGACCUGUCGGGCCAGCGGGACCUUCAGCUGCUGGUGGCGCAGUGGCUGGCCACCGUCUGCCGCGGCUCCUUUUCCUGUCGCACCGUGGCGGUGGAGGCAGGCAUGGUGGGGGCUCUGCUGCAGGUGCUCUCCCAGCCACAGAGUCUGGACAGGCAGUGUGCGGACGCUCUCCUGGGUCUCCUGCAGGACUUGGGCUCCCUGUGUCUGAAACCAGAGGAGCUGAAGAGCCUCCUCAGACUGCUCAGGGUGGAUCAGGACAAUGGUGCAGCAAUGGGGAGGGUGCACCCCUACUGCACUCGCGUCAUCCGAGUGCUCUCGGCCAUGGCAGCCAGAGAAGGCCUGGACAGUGCCUUGCAGUACUUUGACCUGACGCCCCCUAUGGCAGGCAUCAUGGUGCCCACAGUCCAACGCUGGCCAGGCAGCGGGUUUGCCUUUCACGCUUGGCUCUGCCUUAACAUGGAGUUCCCCUUCUUUCAAUCAGACAGACCUCGUGCCAACUCUCGCACAGGUGAUGUGGUUAAAGGGCCUCGCAGGAAGCAGCUCUACAGUUUUUUCACAGCGAGCGGGACUGGACUGGAGGCCUUCUUCACCUUGGAGGGUGUUCUGGUUGUGGCUGUUUGCACUAAGAAAGAGUACAUGGCUGUCGCUCUGCAAGAGCACCCACUAAAUGACUCACGCUGGCACUCAGUGGCUAUAGUCCACCUCCCGGGCCGUCGUCCAUUUGGUCAAAACCUGGUGACCAUCUACAUCGAUGGAGAGCAACGCAAAACCUCUCAGCUUCGUUUUCCGUCUCUCAGUGAGCCUUUCACCUCCUGCUGCAUCGGCUCUGCAGGCCACCGGACCACUACCACCACCACCUCCCCCAACCUGCCCAUGAACCCAACCACCCCCCCAUCACCCGAGUUUGCCUUCCCUGCCCACGGCCCCUCCCUAAUCCGUUCCCAGUCUUUCCCGGCCUCCUUUGCGGGAGGCCACUGGGGCUCCACAUGCGACAACGCUGCGCACACCAUCCCCGCGGGACUGCAGGACACCGAGUGGGGGACACCCACGUCUCUGGACGGUCUCCUGGGCACCGCCUUCAUCUGCCACGAGGCUCUGCAGCAGACCCAGACUAGAGCUCUUUACGCUGCAGGCCCCAAUCACGUGUCCUUAUUCAAAGCAGAUGGAGAAUUAUCUGAUCUCAACAGCAAACUUCUGCUCUACUACACUCCACAGGCCUUUAAGAGCCAGAUAUGUCUGGACCUGUCUCCCAAUCACCAUUAUGAUGGCAGGCUGACGGGACACAGGGUCGUCAACUGGGACAUCAAGGAUGUCAUAAAUGUGAUGGGAGGCGUAGGUGUUUUGUUGCCGCUGAUCGAGCAGGUGUGCGAGGCCGAGCAGUUUUACAACAGUGGUCAGGAGAUCUCAGACUUGCUCGGACCAGAGCUCACCCCCUCCAGAGGCCCCGCUGCCAUGCUGCUGCCGCUGAACAAGUCCGUAGAGGGCCGACUAGAGACAAACAGCAUUGCUGCUUUCCUGCUGAUGGUGAAGAACCUGAUUCGUCAUCACCCUGUAAAUCAAGAGAGCCUGUUGCUCUGCCACGGGCCGAGCGUCAUAGGAGCCAUGCUCAGCAAAGUUCCCGGCAGUAUGAUCGACAUGAACGUGUUAAUGGCCUGUCAGCUGCUGCUGGAGCAGGUUUUCAAAGAGAGCAACAGUCCACUUCUGCAGCAGCUCUACCAGCACCUGCUCUUUGAUUUCCGCAUCUGGACCAAAAGCCAUUUUGCUGUUUGUCUGGCACAUGUGCAGUACCUGUCAACUGUGAUAAACAAAGGCAAGCAGCGCAUGAAGAGGAAGUAUGGAGUUCAGUACAUCCUGGAUACCAUCCGGACGUUCUACAGUGUGGAGAAAGAUGGCAGCUCUCUGUCCGAUGAGAAGCAAACGAUCCAGACCUCUCUGUUCACCUUGCUGAAGGACUUCCUCAAGUCUCCGACAUCAGAAGAGCUCCACAGCGUCCUCGCCUACAUUCUGGCUGUAGGAGAGGAGCAGCAGGUUGUGAUGGCUCUGGAUGUGCUGUAUGCGCUGUUGAGGAGCAGCCCUCCUCGGGAGCAGGUGCAGGCCGUGCUGCUGGAGUGGGGCGUGGAGCAGCUGUACUGCCUGCUGCUCACUCCCAGCUUCGGAGACGAGGCCAGAGAGAGGGUGUUCAGGGUUCUGUACAAAAUCCUCAAGAGCGAGCGAGUGUCCGAGCGGAACAAGCAGCGCAUCAAGCUGAAGGAUUUCGGCUACCUUGGCCUGGUUUGUGUCCUUGAAGAUGUUCCCGUCAGCAUGAUCACCGUGCGCUGUCUGUACGAGCAGGUUCUCGCUACAGAUGCCAGCCCUAACUUCAGAGACCUCCUGGCUGUGGUCUGUCUGUCCCAUCGAGCCGAGCUCACGGUGCGUCUGGACGUCUGUCGCAAGCUCUUUCAUCUGAUCUACACCAACGAGGAUUAUGUGAAGCAGCUCGCUAAGCAGCCCGGCUGGCAGGACGUUCUCACCAAACUCUAUGUGAAAGAGUCCUACGAGGUCCACACUGCCAGCAUUGAAGACUCCAGCUCCUUUGAACCGAAUCAUCGGCCGCAGCUGCAGCGAGAUCAGGCCCUGGUCAUAGAGGACACCCGCAGCGACAUGUUCCUGAGGUACCGCACCUCGGAGGACAUGGAGGACGAGGAGGAGGAAGAUGAUGGUGGCCAGCGGGACAUCUCCGAGGGAUUCUCUGAUUUAUCCCAGUCGCCUCCGAGUGGAGGUGGAGGCCCCCAGAAAAAGUUCACCGGCUCCCACCACUUCAAGUCGUUUGAUUCAGUCGACCAGGGCAGCCAAUCAUCCAUCUUCAAUGCAGUCGAUAUCACCUCGUCUUGCCCUAAUGAAGAGGGGAGGGAGUACCAGCCGCUCUCGCCCUUUGGUACAUCACCUUUAGAUUUGGAGCUCGGGGGAAUGGGAGACAUGGGAACACACACUCCUGCAGGGAGUCUGAAUAACACACCGUCUCCUCUAGAGCACUGCAAACCAUUUCCUCCACUCAGACCCAGGAAGAGCUCCAGUCUGUCCAAUGUGCUGGAUGAAACGAGCUAUGGGACGGACCCUCCCACUGGAGACACAAUCUCCAACACGUCCAACCCCCAGCAGACCCCUGAAGAGGAGCUGUGCAACCUCCUCACCAACAUCGUCUUCUCCGUUCUGUGGAGCGGCAGCGGGGCAGAGGGGGCGGGGGACGUGGUGUGGAGGGAGAGAGGACAGGUGUUUUCUGUUCUCACCAAACUGGGCUCAUCCUGCCAACUGGUCCGCCCUCCCGAUGACAUCAAACGCAGUUUGUUGGAGAUGAUGCUGGAGUCGUCUCUGUCGGACCUGAGGGACGCCCAGGGAGUGUCCCUGCCUUUCUGUCCCAGUCUGGUUCGACUACUCAGGCUGCUGCAGGACUUCCUGUUUGCGGAGGGUACAGACAACCGUGCACUGUGGAGUGAAAAGAUCUUUGAAGGGGUGGUGAACCUGCUGGACAAGUUACAGGCCUGGCAUAGCACCCCUGGCAGCCCCGGCCACACUGAACUGAAGGAGAUGGCCCAAAUCGGCCUGCGUAUCAUCACCGGAUACAUUCAGCAGCAGCACUCACAGGUGUGUGUGAUGGCCUGUGUGAAGCUCCACAGCCUCCUGCAGACUGUGCUGUGUCUGAGCUGGGAGGAGGUGUGCUUCCUGCUGGGGCAGCUGGGCGCCCCGCUGUGGCCAGGAGGUGUAAUGGACGGCAGCAACUGCGUACACCCGGAGACCUUCUCCCAGCUGGUGCCCGUCGUGCGAACCCUGCUCGAUCAGCACGCUGACCCCGUCACCCUCCAGAAACUGCUGCCCAACCUGCCCAUCACCAACGGCAGCCCCACGUUCGCCCAGGACCUGAAGGUUUACUGUCACACGCUGGAGUGGCAGGGCUUUUAUCAGCAAGAGGUUCAACCCACCAUGGAGCAGUAUGAGCUGGACACAUUCGGCCGUUGCCACGACAUCAUGUCAAAUUUCUGGAACUCGUGCUUCGACGACCUGAUGAGCACGUCCUUCAAACGGGACAAAGACAGAUCUGACAGCAAAUCCAAGUUUCAGGAAGUGAUUGUGGACCCCCACAUGAAGCGAGUCAGAAUUGAGAACAACAGGUACUUCAGUUGGCAGAAGCUUAACUCCAGCCAGCAGGGGGUGGUGUUGCAGCACUGGCGAGCUCUCCGCAGGCUGUUGACCAGUGAGAGAGGAGCAUGGGCCCACAGAGUUCCACCAGAGGUGAAGUGGAAAUUGUCCAAUGCAGAGACAUAUUCCAAGAUGCGUCUCAAACUUGUUCCCAACUACAACUAUGAUCCUCACAUCGAGGCCAGUGCCCUGAGGGACAACAUGGGAGCUGACAGUCCUCGCAGCUCUGAACCUCUCCCAUUGGCUGUUGCCAAGGAAGCAAAAGUGAGCGACAUGGAGGAUGAUCAGUUAGGAGAAGAGGACCUCGUCUUUUUGGACGAUAAGGUGGAGGGAGAAGACGAGAGCCAGAAAGAGAAACUGGUUCUGUCUGAGGACUGCGAGCUCAUCACCAUCGUGGCGGUCGUUCCUGGUCGACUGGAGGUCACCACGCACCAUCUUUACUUCUAUGAUGGCAACAGUGAGAAAGAAGAGACAGAAGAGGGAAUCGGGUUUGAUUUCAAGAGGCCUCUGUCUCAGCUCAGAGAAGUUCAUCUGAGGCGCUACAACCUGCGACGCUCUGCGCUGGAGCUGUUCUUCAUAGAUCAGUCUCACUACUUCCUCAACUUCAAAAAGAAGGUGAGGCUCAGUGCAACUGUACAUACUUUAUUAAGUAUUAAUAAAUGUCUUUUAAAUAAUAUGGUAAUCGAUAAAAUAAAAAUACUUUGCUUGCCUAUUCAGGUACGAAACAAAGUAUAUUCCAGGAUCCUGGGGCUGCGGCCUCCCAACCUGUUUUACUUUGGCUCCCGCUCCCCUCAAGAGCUCCUGAAGGCAUCUGGGCUCACACAGAAAUGGGUGUGCAGGGAAAUCUCCAACUUUGAGUAUUUGAUGCAGCUGAACACCAUCGCUGGACGCACUUACAACGACCUGUCGCAGUAUCCUGUGUUCCCCUGGAUUCUGUGUGACUACACCUCGCCUAUUCUGAAUCUGGAGGACCCGUCCGUUUUCAGAGAUCUGUCAAAACCCAUCGGUGUGGUCAACGCACGCCACGCACAGAAUGUCAGAGAGAAGUAUGAGAGCUUCGAGGACCCCACGGGCACCACUGAUAAAUUCCACUAUGGCACACACUACUCAAAUGCAGCAGGAGUCAUGCACUACAUGAUCCGCAUGGAGCCAUUCACCACCCUGCAUAUCCAGCUGCAGAGUGGCAGGUUUGACUGUUCAGACAGACAGUUUCACUCAGUGGCAGCCGCCUGGCAAGCUCGCAUGGAGAGUCCCGCUGACGUCAAAGAGCUCAUCCCAGAGUUCUUCUACUUCCCAGAAUUCCUGCAGAACAUCAACGGAUUCGACCUGGGACGUCUGCAGAUAUCUCAGGACCCUGUGGCGGAUGUGCUGCUGCCUCGCUGGGCCACGUCGAGAGAGGACUUCAUCAAGAAACACAGGAAAGCUCUGGAAUGUGAGCACGUGUCCAAUCACCUCCACGAGUGGAUUGACCUGAUCUUUGGUUACAAGCAGAGAGGUGAAGAGGCAGUGAACGCACUCAAUGUCUUCUACUACUGCACCUACGAAGGUGCAGUGGAUUUGGAUGCAAUAGCCAACGAGAAUGAGCGAAAGGCCCUGGAAGGCAUCAUCAGCAACUUUGGUCAAACACCCUGUCAGCUCCUGAAGGAGCCUCAUCCUACUCGGAUAUCGGCUGAGAACGCAGCUAGGCGGCAGGCCCGCCUGGACACCAUGCCCCCAAAUAUCUUUGAGGAGCUCAAGAAACUCAGACCAUUUGUGGAGGUGGUGUGUGACGGGCUUCCUCUGGUGCAGGCAGUGGUACCAAAGAACCAGAAUCGUUCCUUCAUCAUUCAGGGCUCAGACAUACUGGUGACUGUGAGUUCAAACGGGUUGAUAGGAACACACAGCUGGCUGCCAUACGACAAAAACAUUGUCAACUACUUCACCUUCACUAAGGACCCAACGAUGACUAACCCCAAGACGCAGCGUUUCCUGAGUGGACCUUUCUCUCCCGGGGUGGAGAUCAGCGCCCAGGUGCUGGUGGUGUCCAACGAUGGACGCCUGCUGUUCAGCGGAGGACACUGGGACUGUAGUCUCCGCGUCACCCAACUGGGCAAGGGCAAGCUGGUGGGCAGGAUCUGCCGGCAUGUUGACGUAGUGACUUGCUUGGCUCUCGACCUCUGUGGCAUCUACCUCAUCUCUGGUUCAAGAGACACCUCCUGUAUCGUGUGGCAGGUCCUGCAGCAGGGUGGUUUCUCCAGCGGCUUGUCUCCUCGGCCGGUGCAGGUUCUCUGCGGACACGACCAGGAGGUCACCUGUGUGGCCAUCAGCACUGAAGUGGACAUGGCUGUCUCAGGGUCAAAGGACGGGACUGUAAUCGUGCACACUGUCCGACGAGGCCAGUUCCUGCGAACACUGCGACCCCCCAGUAGCAGCUGUGUGCCCGCCCAAAUCUCUGAGCUCCAGGUCGGCAGUGAAGGUCACAUUGUGGUGCAGACGACGCCAGAGGAAAACUCCCACAAGAAGGGCAAGUACUCCAUUCAUGUUUACUCUGUAAAUGGCUGUCUGCUGGCCUCCCUCAACAUGGAGGAGCAGGUGACUGCUCUGCACCUGGUGUCCGAAUACGUCAUCCUGGGCACCAUGCAGGGCAGCCUCCACAUACUGGACUUAUACAGUCUGGACGCUCCGGUGACGCCCCUGGCAUUGAAGGUUCCUGUGAGGAGUGUGUCCGUGACAAAGGAGUGCAGCCACAUCCUUGUGGGACUGGAGGAUGGAAAGUUGAUUGUGGUGGGGGCAGGGAAGCCAGAGGAGGUUCGCUCGGGACAAUUCUCCCGUCGCCUGUGGGGCUCCACUCGCCGCAUCUCUCAGGUGUCGUCAGGUGAAACUGAAUACAAUCCCACUGAGAACGCUGGGAAAUGAGAUGAGCAAUGGUGGAGGACCUCUGUGGACUCCGCACCGCUGAUACAGCCACCAGACUCAACAAGGCCUUUCUUCCUUUACAAGCUGGGCAGCUGUCCUCCUCAGCCACUGAUCUCUCUGAGAGAGCCACUAUACACUGAGCACUUUUUAAAUUCUGCAAUGAUUUGAUAUUUUAUUGCGUAUCUCUUUUCCAGUUGUGUAGUGUUUUUAAUCAGCAUCAUUCCAAAGAGUGGCCUUGUUUAAUGGAGAGCUAAGAGCUCUGUGUUUGCGGAUUGUCAGACUAUUUACACUGAGUCGUAUUUCAAGGAAAUGACUCACUGAUGCACACUCGGCCUCAGACACACAGACAGAAAAAUGCUGUGAACUUCAUGUUCGUGGCUCGUUUUCCUGUCAGAGGCACAGCCGCCAUCUCCGGGCUGCUGACCGUCUUUGGCAAUGGCGCCUUCGUAAAAACUCCUCGAAAACUUGAAAAUCCACUGCAGACGUUGCUCGAGAUCUCCACAUUGCAAUACCGGUGGGCACCACAAGAGAGAGACACAUGUGGGGGGGUGUGGGGGGGUGGGGGGGAGGACAAGUGAUCACAAGUGAGCCUUUGCUGUGUUAUCAUUUUUAGCGGUUGACGUCAAGACUAGCUGAGGCUUUACACCAGAAGUGCACCACAGCUACACAGUGUAUAACUGCAUUCCUGAGGCUCUGAGCAAUGUACAACUGUUACAAUUAAAGCAAUAACUGCUUUAAUGGUUUAUGUAUGUUAAAUAUCUUCUCUUUUUUUUAAAAAUCCUGAUUGUUGAGCUUGGAUGCAAUGAAACUGAAAGAGGAGAGCCGACUGUGGCCUCACACACACACACACAACAGCGUGGAAGUCUGGUACACACGACUCUGUCCCUGUUUGAUUUGAUCUGAAAAGUGCCUUUUUAAAGCUUGAGCCAUGUAUAAACACUGAAAGCCAAACGCUUAUUUCAUACAGAUAUUUCAGAUUUGUAAACCCAAAACACACCUCAGUACUCGGCCUUGACUCCGACGUGGAUGAGAUGUUCAUGAACUCAGUAAACUAAUGGACAGCUGGAAGUGAAUAGUGUCUCUGCAAGCGCUGCAAACUUCUGAAGACAAGAUGACUGCGAAACACGUGAGCGGAGAGUCUGUGAGCCAGCUUCAGAGGAAUUCACUUCCUGCCAGCGUCUUUUACUGUGGUUGGAACAGAGUGGUUGUUAUGCCGUGUCAUGACAGGAGUGAGACAAAGGAAACUAUUUGGGAGAAUACAAUUCCCACAACAUGGAGCACACAUACAAAUUACCAUGUCUUUGCAAGUGUAAGCGAGGGGAAAAAAAGAAGCUAUAUUUGAGAGGUUGUCACAGAGACUGUACAGAAAAUCACAUUUUAAUCAGAUUAUACAACUAAGACUACUGAAUAUAAAGGGUUGUUUGCAUGUGCAGCUGUGGAAUCAUCCAGUUUGCUGUUGUGCACACUGAUAACGGUUUAUAUAACAUUGCACUGGUUUUCUCUUAAUGUUAUGAAUGUAAUUUUUUCUCACGUAACUAUGCAGUAACACUGAAUCAGUUUUGCGGUCGGGUUGGGUCUUUACAGUCAUCAGAGUCACAUCACUAUCAGAAAGGGGUUUUAAAUCGUGCUGUUUAUAAUGUAUUUGAUGACAUUUGUUGUUCAACUGUGCCCAUAAAUAUAUUGAUUGUG
This is a messenger RNA of Hippoglossus stenolepis (Pacific halibut), 10540 nucleotides long. RefSeq names its product neurobeachin-like 2 (gene nbeal2). Gene Ontology annotation, cellular component: cytosol; membrane. The transcript has 54 exons. The record is from RefSeq and is a predicted model, not a curated record. Gene Ontology annotation, biological process: intracellular protein localization. NCBI's taxonomy places the organism in Eukaryota, Metazoa, Chordata, Actinopteri, Pleuronectiformes, Pleuronectidae. The coding region runs from base 326 to 8851 and encodes 2841 amino acids. Gene Ontology annotation, molecular function: protein kinase binding.